Protobothrops mucrosquamatus (brown spotted pit viper) is the source of this 725-nucleotide messenger RNA. It is a transcript of the gene UBTD2, whose product is annotated as ubiquitin domain containing 2. The transcript has 3 exons. The coding region runs from base 1 to 705 and encodes 234 amino acids. The record is from RefSeq and is a predicted model, not a curated record. Lineage: Eukaryota; Metazoa; Chordata; Lepidosauria; Squamata; Viperidae. Gene Ontology annotation, molecular function: protein binding.
AUGGGCGGGUGUGUGGGCUCUCACCACGACUCUUCGGGCAGCCUCAAUGAGAACUCGGACGGCACCGGAGUUGCCCUUGGACGUAAUCAGCUCUUGAAAAAGGAGAAACCAAAAUGGAAAAGCGAUUACCCCAUGACAGAUGGACAGCUACGUAGCAAGAGAGAUGAAUUUUGGGACACAGCACCUGCUUUUGAAGGCCGCAAAGAAAUCUGGGAUGCUUUGAAGGCUGCAUCACAUGCAUUUGAGAACAAUGAUCAUGAACUGGCACAAGCAAUCAUUGAUGGUGCAAAUAUAACUUUACCACAUGGUGCUCUUACAGAGUGCUACGAUGAACUGGGAAACAGAUACCAGCUUCCUGUCUACUGCCUUGCUCCACCCAUCAACAUGAUAGAAGAGAAGGGUGAUCUAGAGACUCUGGAUUUUCCGGAUCCGCCGCCUAACUCCGGUCAUGAAUGCCAGCUUCGUUUACGCCUCUCAACAGGCAAAGACCUCAAACUUGUGGUCCGCAGUAUGGACACUGUGUAUCACAUGAAGAGACGACUUCACACAGUGGAAGGGGUAGAACCUAGAAGUCAGCGAUGGUUUUUUUCAGGCCGGCCACUCGCAGACAAAAUGAAACUGGAGGAACUGAAAAUACCAAGGGAUUAUGUGGUGCAAGUAAUUGUGAGCCAGCCCUUAACAAAUCCUGUCUUGGUGGAGAACUGAUUUUUGCCUAUAUGCCUCUU